Messenger RNA from Bufo bufo (common toad), 1842 nucleotides. RefSeq names its product NIN1 (RPN12) binding protein 1 homolog (gene NOB1). The coding region runs from base 29 to 1360 and encodes 443 amino acids. Gene Ontology annotation, molecular function: RNA endonuclease activity. Gene Ontology annotation, biological process: maturation of SSU-rRNA; ribosomal small subunit biogenesis. Gene Ontology annotation, cellular component: preribosome, small subunit precursor. The record is from RefSeq and is a predicted model, not a curated record. The transcript is spliced from 9 exons. Lineage: Eukaryota; Metazoa; Chordata; Amphibia; Anura; Bufonidae.
GCAAUCAGAAAAAAAAAAACCAAAAAACAUGGCGUCCUCCAAGGUGUCGCACGUAGUGGCGGAUUCCGGAGCGUUCCUGAGAAAUGCCGCAUUACAGGAGAUCGGGGCUCACAUCUACACCGUGCGGGACGUGGUGAACGAGAUCCGGGACAAGCCGACCAGGAGGCGCCUGGCUGUGCUGCCCUACGAGCUCCUGUUCAGGGAGCCCAAGGCGGAGAGCAUCCAGCUGGUGACAGACUUCUCUAAGAAGACCGGGGAUUAUGUCAGCCUCUCAGCCACUGACAUCAAGGUCCUUGCUCUCACCUAUCAGCUUGAAGUUGAACAUGUUGGCACAGAACAUAUCAGAAAGGAGCCGCCACAGAAGAUCUCUGUUAGCUCCACAGCUCAACACCCGGAGGCUCCACUCAAUGUGGCUGGUUUCCAUUUCCCCUCCAAGUCCACAGGUAAAAAAGACGACUCGUUGAAGCCAGCGGUGACGGGGGAGACUGAAGACUCCACAGAGAACAAAGAGUACAAUUCUUUUUCCUUCUGGAGAAGCCCCCUGCCGAACAUCGAGGAUGAUUUGCUGGAAUUAAUGAAUGCCCAGUCCGUGUCUGUGACUACAAGCCCAGAGGAGGCUCCUGUGUCUGUGCUGGGCCAUAUAGCAGAUACAUUUGUCAAUGCUGAGGAGGAAGGCGAAGAGGACAACGCAGAUGAUGGUGGUGGUGAAGAAGAGGAGGAGGAGGAGGAUGAUGGGGGAGGCUGGAUAACGCCCAGUAACAUCAGACAAAUCCAGCAGGAUAUGGGCAGUCGGGAGGCUCCAGUGAAUGUGGUGGUCGGCUGCGUGUGUACAGACUUUGCCAUGCAGAACGUACUCAUACAGAUGGGGCUGCACGUGCUCUCCGUGGACGGUAUGCUGAUCCGCCAGACCAGAAACUACGUUCUGCGCUGUCAUGGCUGCUUCAAGACUACAGCCGAUGUGACCAAGAUGUUCUGUCCCAGCUGUGGGAAUAAGACUCUGAAGAAGAUUGCCGUGUCUGUAAAUGAAGAUGGCAGCCUCCAUAUGCACUUCUCCCGAAACCCCAAAGUUUUCAAUACUCGUGGGAUGCGGUACUCCUUGCCAGCCCCACAAGGUGGCAAGCAUGCAUCAAAUCCACAUUUAGUCUGUGAUCAACAAUUCCCCCAGCAGCGUCUCUCCAGAAAGGCCAGAUCCAAAACGGACGUCUUUAACCCUGAUUACAUUGCUGGAGCCUCGCCCUUUGCAGAAAAUGACAUAUACAGCCGUGCUGCUAAUUUGAACAUCAGAGAUGGAGCAAUAGGAGCCGGGCGAAGGCGGGUGAACCCUAAUGCACCCCGAAAAAAAGGAGUAAAGAAGAGAUGAGUUCUGUAAUUGCGGGGUAGGGCAGAAUGAUGGAUCUGAGGACAUUUAUUUAUAAUGUGCCUUAAGUUGGCCUGGCCUUGUAGAGGAAUGGGUGUGAUAUAUGGACUGGCAAUUACAUUACAAGUAUAGUCAUCACCUAGUGGACAUGACUGGAUUUGUAGCGAUGGCUACGCUGCUAAACAAACAUUAGUGUUCUGGCCUGUUCCCUUUUAAAAUGUAACUGCACAUUCACAAAACUUUUGGUAUGCAAAACCUUUUGAUGGGUUGGGUCCAGCGCUGAGACCCCCACUGAUCACUUAAACACCGGGGCAGAAGCGCUUAAAGGGGUAUUCCCGUUUUGCUAUUUUCAGCAUCAGUUGACCGGAAACAACACGUUCUCAAUCGCUAAUAGUGAUUGCCCCAUUUUCCUGCGGUCCAUCGCUGUCAGUUGACAUUUUCCACUGUUGUUGUACCCUGGCCCGAUGACAUGGCGUGCACAUGUA